UCAUUUACACCUGUCCAGCGACGGCACCAGUGUCUGUUAAAGCCAGCUCUCACUCCCUGCGCUGAAGCAAAGUACUUGUGACGUUUAAGGAUGGAGGAAGAAAUCAAUUAUUCUACGGUGGUGUUUAAAAAUGGUGGCCAAUCUCCAAAAGAGAAUAAAGAGGACGUGACAGUUUAUUCUGAAGUAAAACCCAAAAGGCCCACUACAACUGUACCAGCAGAUGGUGAAGCAGCUGCACACUCCCCCUUUCGUGUGCUGGCUGCGUGUUUGGGGAUCCUCUGCGUCCUCCUGGUGGCGAGCAUCAGCGCCAUCAUCUGCAUCAGCGUGGUAAUGAACAAACAGAAAGCGGACAUCAGCAACCUCGUGGCAGAAAACCAGAAGCUGAUCACGGAAAGGAGCGUCUUAGAGAGAGAGACAGAGGAGCUGAGCAGAGUCAAUGACAGUCUCAACUGGACGAUGGGAGUCAUCCUGAAGUUUAACACCUUUCCAGUAAAUGAAUACUGCCCAAAGAAGACCGGCCCGAGUACCCUUCUCGAGUGUAAUCCAUGUAAGAAAGACUGGAUUCUGUUCCAGGAUAAGUGCUACCUGUUUUACAAUAGAGAUGGUUGGAAAACAUGGGGAGACAGCCGGAAGUAUUGCCAAGCCACAUCUGCAGAUCUGGUUGUUGUUGACAGUCUACAUGAACAGGAAUUCCUCAGUAAUCACACCGUGUACUACUAUGACAAGUUUCAUGGAUUCUGGUUGGGGUUAAAUGAAACUAGGGACAAUAACUGGGUCUGGGUUGAUGGACGUAAUGACACUCUAAGCUACUGGAUGACGGAGGUGCUUGGCCCCACUGGUCCAUGUGCACUGAUGAUCCCUGGGAGGAAUCUCACAGCCAGCUGGGACCCAGCAAAAUGUAGCAUGGCGAACAAAUUCAUCUGUGAGAGUGAUCCUCUGAUAAAGUCUGAUUAGUUAGUGCUCUGCGUUUUCUCAAAGCGUUCUUGUUGUGUGCAAAAUUACUUUUCCAAAACUGUAUCCCCACAUUGGAAAAUAAGAAAAUUCAAAUAUUAAUCAGAGAUAUAUGGAUGAUUUCAUAUGUAAACAUCUACCUAUGCUAUUGCGUUUCAUUAGCUCCUUUUUGGUGUUUUUGAGACGAUAUCUUAUACAGUUGAUGUUCUCUUAUAUAAGAGUAACCAAGGCCUGUAACUGCUGCUGAUAUCUAAUGGAGAUAUACAAAAAGCCCAGCUAACACUGAUUUGUUUUGCAGGCGAUGGAGAAUUUAGUCAUCCAUCUGUGUAAUCAUCUUUGAAUUAAAGCAACAUUUCAGUGAGGUUAACUGGGAAGAUACUGUACUUCAGUGAUGUUCAGUUUGGUAACAUUUAAUAUAAGUCAGUGAGUUUUGGGCUUCUUGCAAUGAUCCAAAAUUCAAGGUGGACUGAUGCAACAUGCACACCAGGCUGCGUGCCUGUUGCUGAGUUACUGCAUGUUGGGAAGUCAAGAGAAGAAGUUUGUUGUCUUUCAUAAUGACUAGCGCGUCAAAUGUGUUGUGCAAAAAAAGAAAAAAAAAAAAGUUCCAGUUUGACAGAGGAUUUUUAAGCUCCAUGAUUUUUUAUUUUCACCUAAAUUUUAGUGUCAUGUUUUAGUAUCGUCAUUUGUUUUCUGUCUUUUUGUAUUGCUGUCAAUUUUUACUAGCAUUUCAUUAUUGCAAUUUUUGCCAUAUAUAUAUAUAUUUUUAAUUAUUAUUAUUCUAGUGUUGCUUCUUUCUAUUUUAUGUCCUGUAUAGUUUUUUGUGUAAAACACUGUGAGCUGCAUCUAGUCUAUAAAUUGUGCUAUAUAGAUAAAACUAUUAUGACUUUUUUUUUCUUAAGUAAUAGGCAUUACAGGAAGGUAUCCAUCCUGCCUCAUGAAGCCGGUGGUAUUAAAUGAAAAGCUACUAUGGAACAAAUACAGUGCUGUAAUGAGGGUACUCUACAUCCAGGAAGAUCCAUGCAUUUAAUAUGUCAGUUGAGUCACAUCUGUUGUAAGCUACUGUUGACACACCUCAUGUCCUUCUGUCACAAACUUCACAAGUUCCCCAUUUCACAGAGAUUUCAAACUUCAAAGUUAUUUGUGGAAAAAAGACAGAAAGAGGAAAGUUAAAACAAAUCUGAGGUUACAUCUAUUCUGAAUGUUAAGAGUUACUACACAGAACAUUAUCUGCUAUUUUCUGGAUAUAAGAGUCAACGAGAUACAAACAUUUCACAUGCUGACAAUGUGAUUUCACAACCCUGAUUCCAAAGUUGUGAUGCUGUGUAAAAUGUAAAUAAAAGCAAAAU
Messenger RNA from Chelmon rostratus (copperband butterflyfish), 2297 nucleotides. RefSeq names its product natural killer cells antigen CD94-like. NCBI's taxonomy places the organism in Eukaryota, Metazoa, Chordata, Actinopteri, Chaetodontiformes, Chaetodontidae. The record is from RefSeq and is a predicted model, not a curated record. The coding region runs from base 91 to 954 and encodes 287 amino acids. The transcript has 7 exons.